Notodromas monacha is the source of this 396-nucleotide messenger RNA. The record is from the annotation of a GenBank genome assembly. Lineage: Eukaryota; Metazoa; Arthropoda; Ostracoda; Podocopida; Cyprididae.
AUGCGAGUUGUAUACUGUACAUAUGCAGCCGGGGCAAAUGAAACCACGCCAGAAGAAAUCCAAAAUAAAAAUACGACACUCUCGAGCAACGGCGUCGGUCGUCGUCACAGCGGUAAAUUGACCAUUUGGGAAAAGGUAAAAGCUUCCGGCAACCGUUUCCCCGACGCUGGUCGUCGGCCUCGUGCGCCGCUGUCUGCCGCGGACUGCUACCUGGAAGAGUCGUCGCAUUUCGAAAUGCUGGGAGUUGUGCCAGAUGAGCCGGGCGCGGAGCGGUUAUUUAUAAUCCUGAACGAAACCCAGGCCAGGAACUGCCUCUCCGUCGGCCGCACUCCUGGCACCGGCCAGCUAGUCAUCAACCAGGUGAGACAUCCCCCGAUUUCCCCCUGCUAUUUCUGA